Messenger RNA from Physella acuta, 3262 nucleotides. RefSeq lists its product as uncharacterized. Gene Ontology annotation, molecular function: chitin binding. NCBI's taxonomy places the organism in Eukaryota, Metazoa, Mollusca, Gastropoda, Physidae. Gene Ontology annotation, cellular component: extracellular region. The record is from RefSeq and is a predicted model, not a curated record.
UUGCCCGGAGAAAGGCAUCUUGCAGUCUGUGACCAAACUACAUUGGAUUUCAAUCUGGACUUUAUUUUCUCGUUGGAUUUUCCUCACGUUUAUUCCUGUUUUAUUUCACUAACAUUAGAUUGCAUAAUAUAUCUAGAAAUGAAUUCAAACGAAUGUCUUUGCGCAUUGGAAAAGUUCUUGAGCAUCUUACGGACAUUUGUAAAAGGCAAGUUAUUUCUUUGGUUGGCUGUGGUUCUACUGCCUUCUCUAACGUACGCAGACAGGAUGGCGGUGUACCCGUGUGUCGACUUCCAGGCCAUUCGAUGGGUCAGGGACGCCACCUACUGCGACCAGUACUACAUCUGCCACUUUGGCCAGCCCAUGUCCAUGCCCUCCUGCCCCGUGGGUCAGGUCUGGAGUAACCUGGCCUUGAACUGUGUGCCCGUCCACUCACGCUGGGACGACUGCUCCCACCCCCCAGUCCCCACCCAACAAGUUGACCCCACCAUUAAAGUUAAGACACAGCUGGAGGGCGUGGAGCUACCCACGUACCGGGUCAAUAACCUUCUGCUGCCUGGCAAGGACGUAGUGGUCAGCACCAGUAGACCGAAGAGCAGCAAACAGCGAGUGGUCAAGCAGGAAGACACGAGGGUCAACACCACGACGACACAGGUUCCAAUCCGUGUGAUCUCACUCAAGCAGAACAGCAUCCCGCUUGUUCAGAGGCUGGAAGUGUCUGAGAGCAAGGAGACUGGCACCAAGAACAAUUACCGUGCCGGCUCACCCACCCAGAGGCGCAGGAACGAGGACAAACCAGACCGACGUGAAAAACAACUUAGGUACACCUCAGCGCCCCCACAAACCACAACCCCCACCUCCACCCCUGCCCCGACAGUCAGGUCGACCAGGGCGCCGAUAAGGGCGCCGACAAGGUCAUCAUUUUACCCGGCAGACACCCGACAACACAACAGACGCCAGCAACAAGAAAACAGCAGCAUGGUACCCAGUACACUGGAGGCCAAGCUUCGCCACUUGGACAUCGAUAGAAAUCACCCGUGCCUACGGAACCCCGGCGCCCUGUUCCCCCACCCCGAGAACUGCCACUGGUACAUCAACUGCAGCCUGGCCAACCUGGAGGACGAGCAGACGACCGUGGGGCAGGAGGAGGGGGAGGACACGACUGACGACACGGGGGAGGGCUUCUACCUCCUCCAGCCUUUCCGUGUCCGGAGCGAGGGCGUCUUCGUCUGGGAGUGUCGCUUCCCCCAGCUCUUCGAUGACGUCACCAACAAGUGCCGGGAGUUUGUCAACGUCAACUGCAAGUCAAGAUUUGAGCCGGUCGACCAAUGUGAGUACUCAGCCCGCCAACAGUGCAGGGGAGGGCGGUGUGUCCCCUGUGAGCGAAGAUUCGGCAGGUGCCGGGGUCGCGAGAACGGCGUGUACCCCGUCCACCAGGACAAGUGGACGCCCCUCUUCGUCUCCUGCUAUCUGCAGCGUAACAUCGCCCUGGACGAGUGCAUACCCCCUACCCCCAUCUUCUCACCUGAGGCCUUGGACUGUGUCUCUUUGUUCGAGGUCCCCAAACAACAUGGCGGGUUCCUACCAGACUGCAGCACCAGAGCAGACGGCUACUACCCAGACGAGCAGGGGAGGUGCGCCAUCUUCUUCCGGUGUGCGCUGGGCAACUUCCGGGGCUACGACGAGUGUCCCCCGGGCAGCGUCUUUGAUCCAGCGAUACCUUCAUGCCAGCCCUACAGUUUUGCCUCCCGCCCGUGUGGUGAGGGUCAAGCCCCACUGUGUGGGGGCAAGCAGGACGGACUCUAUGCUGACCCCUACGGCCGGUGCACUCACUACUUUGAGUGUAAGAAAGGCGCCUUCCAGCAGUACAGCACGUGCGACCUGGGCGUGUUUGACCCACUGACCCAGAAAUGUGUCAUCUCUAUGGAACUUACCGUCAGACCCUGUGGACUUCAGCCCAGCCCCUGCGAGACGCUACCCUCGGGGGUGUAUCCUGACCAGGCGACAGGGUGCCAGAACUUUAUCGAGUGCCAGAGGGGUGUCAUGCUGACUAAUGGCACCUGUAGUAGGGGAACGGUCUUCAGUGCUUUAACAGGUCGAUGUGACAUCCCGGAGAACGCCCCACCCCCCUGCGGUGUCUCAGCCACUUGUAUUGGCCGUCCAGACGGCCGGUACCCAGCGCUGGGCCGAGGCUGCAGCUACUUCUACGAGUGCUACCAUGGCGAGUUCAUCAGUCUACGGCGCUGUACGGCCAGCGAUGGCGGCUUCUUCUUCAACCCGGCCACGGGAGAGUGCGACUACCCUCAGAACAUCUGCCCGCCCUGCGGCUACAAGUGGUGGGGAUGUGACCGGACGUACCAAAUAUAGACCACGUGACCCGUCUUUCCACCAACACCACGUGACACGCCAUGCCGGACCAGGUCGUGUCAUGACGUAGGACCAACACCCGGGAGUCACGUGACUGUUUGUUCACGCUUAGCUGCUCUUUCCGGUCGUGGAUUCUCCUCCAUCAUCACCUCUGACGUCAUCGCCGGUGACGUCAUUCAUCGUCAUGGUCAACACCGUUUUACUCAUCAUUGACGUCACACGGUCACACCGAGAAAAAAAAUUAUAAUCUGUGUUGAUCAUCUGACCCUAAAGGUCAACGUCCCCACUACCACCAGUUGUAAUUUAUAAUGUAGAGAAAGCUACGUCGACUGUUCACUUGAUGACGGAACCCAUGACGACUAAAUCACAUGACAAAUGACCCAUGACAAUGACCCCUGUAAACUAACCCCCAACAAAUAACCCCCUUCGGUAUUGAAUGUCUGAAUGGACGUUGUAAUCUGACUAUACAUAAUGUACAUUGCUGCUGUAAAUAUAUAAUAUAUCAAUUUGUGUAAUAUAAACGUAACUAUAUCACAGUUUGUAACAUAAUGUGAAAUAGCUAGCUCAAUGUAAAUACACCCGGUAAUGCGCUAAACCGAAUUGUUGCUAUGGCAACGAUGGAAAAGUAUUGGCGCAUUACUCGUUGCUUUAGGCUACACAUGUACAUAAUUGUAGAACACAUCGGCCUAGCCGGGCUGACCACUGGUCAUUUCACAAGACAUGUACAUAGCUUUAGAACACAUAGCACCGGGGUCAUGACCUUGCUGAUGCGGGCUGACCACUGGUCAUCUUCAGCCCACGUGGGUUAGAAGAUUAGUUGUAUAGUAAACUCAGACACCGCUAGAUUAUGUACAUAUAUGACAACGAUUGCAUUGUAUGAACAAUAAAUCUUUAUUUU